Messenger RNA from Epinephelus lanceolatus (giant grouper), 1892 nucleotides. It is a transcript of the gene dnal1, whose product is annotated as dynein, axonemal, light chain 1. Lineage: Eukaryota; Metazoa; Chordata; Actinopteri; Perciformes; Serranidae. The record is from RefSeq and is a predicted model, not a curated record. Gene Ontology annotation, molecular function: alpha-tubulin binding; dynein heavy chain binding. Gene Ontology annotation, biological process: outer dynein arm assembly. Gene Ontology annotation, cellular component: cytoplasm.
UGCCAUAGCAACCAGAGCAGACAUCAACCAUCAACAUGGCCAAAGCAACGACUGUGAAAGAAGCACUGGCCAAAUGGGAGGAGAAGUCAGGGGAGAAAGUGAGCGAGACUAAAGCCAUAAAACUGUAUGGUCAGGUUCCUCCCAUAGAGAAGAUGGAUGCCUCUCUCUCUACACUCACCAACUGCGAGAAGCUGUCUCUGUCCACAAACUGCAUUGAAAAAAUAACCAAUCUCAAUGGCCUGAAGAACUUGAGGAUCUUGUCAUUAGGGAGGAAUAAUAUAAAGGCCCUCAAUGGGCUGGAGGCAGUAGGGGACACAUUAGAAGAGUUGUGGAUCUCCUAUAACUUAAUAGAGAAACUGAAGGGAAUUCAGUCCAUGAAGAACCUGAGAGUCCUCUAUAUGUCCAACAACCUGGUCAAAGAAUGGGGAGAGUUUGUGAGGCUAGCUGAUCUGCCAUGCCUCGUAGACCUGGUGUUUGUUGGGAAUCCUCUGGAGGAGAAGCACUCAGCUGAGGGAACCUGGAUGGAUGAAGCCUGUAAAAGACUACCCAAUCUGAAGAAAUUAGAUGGGACCCCAGUCAUCAAACAGGAAGAGGAUGAAGGAGAUGGAGAGAGCUGAGACGCAUAACUAUCUGCAAUACUACAAUCCCUUUCUACCAGUCUUCCCUUUUUUAAGUUUUGUAUAGUUUGUCAUGGGGCUUUCUUUAUAUACAGUGAAUUUUACAACAGCAUGGACUUUGCUGUAGAUGGACAAGCACAUGAUACACAGAAGUGUAUAUUUUAAAAUUAGAAAAGUCUGUUAAAUUGUCAACACUGGAGGCCUUGUGGGCUUGGGACCAGAGGAGGUUUUGAUGAGACUUCGUAAGUGGAAAUAGAUGAUAAACACAUUUCCUAAUGCUGCAGCAUGUUGAUUUUUUACUGUCAAACUAUGAAGGAUAUUGAUACUAAUAUUAUUGUUCUUAUUAACUGAAUUGUAAAUGUGGGAACUGGUGGUACAGUACUAUUUGUGGGCCAAAAACACUUAUAAAUUUACAAAGUGUUUUUUAAAUUUAUAUGCCUCUCUAUGCUUCAAGAACUAAAGCACAGUGUUGCACACACACUAGUGAGCAGGGGCAUUUGUGUGGACCAGAUGUUGAUAAAAUGAUACAGUUACCUUCAUGCUGCUGGACCUUUUCUAACCUAAUAGGAGUCAGCUGUAAAUAACACUGUCCUCCCCCACUAUCCUCACCAUGGAAAGACGGCCAAGUAGCGCUAAAUAUUAGCCUGAUUAUGUUUCAUUUACAUUACAUUGUGAAACAAUUAAUGGUUAGAAAAUGUUGCUUGGACUGAUAUAUUUUAGAGUCAAUCACAAAUGAAAAUUCCAGCAAAUAGUUGCAGCCUGCCAUGGUACUUAGACAGCGCACUGUUCUUCCUAGUUGUUAUCAACAUUUAGGAAUAUGUUGAAAUCAGGGUCUAUCACCAUACUCUGACUUCUCAGGUAGUAAGCAGUAGUAGCAUUAAAAAAGGAGGAGGUUAGUAUUUCCUAUCCUUAAUAUGGAACAUGAAGGGACCAUCUCUAUCUCCAGCUACACCACAGCAGCCUUUGGGCAGGACUGAAGAGUUAACAGAGCUGAGAGUGAAAACUUACAUGACCAGAAUACAUCCACAGCUCGGUCUGACACUGUGUUUCAUGUCAUGUAAUAGAAUAUCUAAACUUUUUGAACUUUUUAAAAGGCACAAACUAAUCUACUGUAUUUUACUGUCAGUUUUAGGUUCAUUUUGGAUCCAUAGAUUCCACAUUGUUCUUGUUCUUGAAGAUGUGAUACCAAGGUUAAUGCAUGUACAGUAGUAUGUCCUCUUUGAUGACAUCACAUAUUUUCUGUGUAAAAAUGAUUUUGUGUUUUAAAUUAUUUUA